AUGCGCACACGCCGGCACGGGACCGCCGGGGGGGGGCUGUGUUUCGACCACGGGGCGGCGUACAUCCACGGCACCUUGGGAAACCCCCUCGUAGACUUGGCCAAAGGGGCCGGCAUCGGCUUGAAACAGGUAUCGGAGUCGAACCCCUGGAUAGAGGCAACGCCGUCGGUAUCCCUGUUCUACGGCGGCAAGCGGGCGGGUGAAGCCGAAACCGCCGCGAACGACGAGGCGUUCUCCGAGCUGAUGGGCCGGGUCAGGACCAUGGCGCAGGGCUGCGACGACGCCGAAGCUCCCGCAAGGGACGCCAUCGAGAAGCUGCUGCUGGACGAGCCCUUUCGUUCCUUCUCCAUGCCGGAGCUGGCCCGGUUGCGGAUGAGGGUCCUCAUGCUGGCUCUAUGGCACGGGUGCGACGUCCAGGACAUGCAGCUGAGAUCGCUCGAGUUCGAAAACAAGCCGUUUCAUGGUGGGCAGGGAGUCUACGGUGACUUCCCCGGGCCGCAUUGCGUGGUGGAGGGGGGCGUGGAGCGCAUCGCGGAGGUGGUUGCUAGCCCGCAGGUCCGAGAGUGUCUCCGCCUCAAUGCGCGCGUCAGCCGGGUAGCCAUCGUGGACGCCGAAAAGGCUGCUGCCGCCGCCGCUAUUCCCGCCAACAAGACGAGCGGAGGACCAGCAGCGGUGUCGAAGGGCGAACAUGUCCAGGUGGUUGUUCAUAAGCAGGUGGUGGGGGGAGGGUCCGGGGACGGCGCGGAGGAGGAAGAAGAGGAGUUGGUGCGGGCGGAGGCGGUGAUCGUGGCGGUGCCGCUGUCGGUGUUGCAGGAGGGGACGGUGGAGUUCGAUCCCCCUCUAUCUGAGGAGACCAGCUCGGCCUUGUCCAGGCUCAGCAUGGGGAACUACGAGAAGAUCAUGAUGGAGUUCGCGGAGCCCUUCUGGCCCGCCGACACCCCGUUCAUCGGAUGCUGCUGCGGCUACCCCCGACCGCCUCCCUCGCCCCCGUCCCUCCACACAGCGCCGCCGGCCGCACCGGUGCCAACCGCACCGGUGUCAGCAACCGCUGACGGAGGGUCGUAUUCCCCCGCUCCACCCGCUCCGAGACCAAGGACGACGGUGUCGGGAUCGGCGCGGAUGACCGCCGACGGCGGCGGGGUCGCACCGCCAUCAUCGUCGGGUGCCACGAACCCGGCGUCUCUUGUUGCCGCGGAGAACGGCCAUACCCCGGCGUUGGCAGCUGCUGCUGCUGGAGCAGCAGCUACGGCGGCGGCGGAAUCGGCGGAAUCGGCGGUUGUCGGUGCCCCGCCGCUCUCCGUUAGCCCUGUUUUUUUGGAGAACCACUUGUGGUCGAAAGGGGUGCCGGUGCUGACCGCCGCGGUUACCGGCGAGCGGGCUCGGAUGGUGUCUGCCGCUGCCCGCACGAUGGCGCGGGGAGAGGGGGCGGGGAACAGCGGAGCGGCGGAGGAGGGUUGGAGGGCCUCGCACGCUAGAGAGAUGUACCGCAGGUUGAUCAAGCCCGCGCUCGUCGAGGGCUUGGGGGGGACGGGAGAGGACCUUCCGGAGCCGGUGUCGGUGUUCGUGACGAGCUGGGGGCAAGAGCCCUUCCAGCGAGGCUCCUACAGCUUUUUCCCGCUGGGGGCUCGAGACGACGACAUUCACACGGCAGGGCGGGGGGCGGCCUUCGGGCCGCCGAGGGGGGCCGCGGAGGGCGGCGCAGGGGGGGGCUCCGAGCGGGUUUUCUUCGCGGGGGAGGCCACGGUCCCAGGGCUAGAGGGAAGCAUGCAUGGGGCUUAUCUGUCCGGGGUGCGUGCGGCAGAGGACGUCGCGUAUGCCUUCGGCUUGCCCUUGUGACUUGGGGGCGACACAACGGUGCGGUGUGGCAUGGUGGUACUGUCGAUGUUGAUGGUGGUAAGGUGGUGUCUAGGGACGUCGCGUACGCUUGCAGGUGGCUCCUGUGACUUGGGGGAAACGACGAGCGCGUGGUAGGUGGUUUUGUCGAUGUUGAUGGCGGUAAGGUGGUUUCUGGGGGCGUCGCAUGUGCUUUCGGCUUGCCCCUGUGAAUACUGGGAGACGACGAAUGCGUCGUCGUGGUUUCGUCGUUAGGAGUUGAUGAGGGUCGCGGUGAUGAUGGUGGCGGUGAUUGCGGUGUCGUUUGAGGGGGGGGGAAGGUCUUCAUGGUGUGCCUACUUGUUUUGGGUGUGGCUCUGUCUUCCAGGUGGUGUAGCGUUGGGCGGUGGUGGUUGCUGUUGUUGCCGGUGGUGGGGGCGAUGUCGGUGUAGGUGUGGGUUUUCCGCGCCUAGAUGUUUGGACGAAUGUCGCCACUCAUGUCAAGAAGAGACAGAAAAAAGCUGGUUGUUUCGUCGACAAGAUAAAAGGGUAGACUUUCGGCAUGCGAUCCUACGACAGCGGCCCCUCUUGAAGGACAGACGGGGCGCUUGGCAGGAUAAUCCCUGGAAGUGUAUCCUGCGUCGUGUUAGUUCGGGAUUGACUGCUUGAACUUGAGCUUGCAGGCAAUGUACGGUCCUAUUCCACGUUGGCAGGCAUGCGGGAACGCUCCCCGUUGUGCAGAUAAGAAGUGGUUUGUUUUGCGUGAGGAUGGGUUCAGCUGCCGGCAAGAGUCUGGGCCCGUGGUGGGCGGCCUAUGUUUCUUAAACAACAUUCAGUCUCGCGGGUGAGUUGUUGUUGCUUUCGCGUGCACGCUGGAACUUUCUUUUGUGGUGCAUGGCAGCCUAAACAACGUGAAGCUACGGCUACCCGUCAUACAGGAAUAUGAGCACAUUAAGGAGUUGGAGAUGUUCAUAAACUCAUAACAAAAGUAGGGCAAUGAUGUGCGUUUGGCAGUAUUUGUUGGGGGAGAAGAUUGAGAGUGGUGGUAUGAUACAAUGACGCCAGCAAACGUUGGGGAUGGUGGUCGUCGUGGUGCCCUUCAUCCAGCAGCCUCGCUUCAUAUGUGGAUAGCAACAGAGUAGGUCCUGGUGAGCUUUUUCAAUCUUGUAGAGCCAGCCUCGCUAUCAUGUUCAACACGACAGCUCUUCGGUGAGCUACUACUAAGCUCUCUUGCCGUAGACGUUGUUUCCCCCGCCGAUCGGGUGAUGACCACAACGUGCGUCGCACAACAAACCAAAACCAAAGCAAGAAAGAGCAGUUGCGUGUGCGGGCCUAGUCUAGAAUAAUCGAUGGCACAACAUGUACGGCGGUUGGGACAGUGUGAUGGGGCGAAAUAUACUUUCAGUUCGAAAAGUGACCCGAUCGUGUAUGAAACGUAAACAAGCGUGGAAAGCAGGCCGGGGGAGGGAGGAGGCCAGUGCGGGUGGUAAGAGCAUAGUGGAACAAGGUGUUCAGAUCGAACUGCCCAGGUGCGGGGGGUUCGGCAGAUGGUGGUUUCGUUUGGGGGGGCGGCAGGGGAUAUUGGAGACGUUUUUCUGCCCUCUUCCGACCAAAUGCUCUGGCCCACCACUGUUGUCCAGGUACCUCGUACAAGCUCAGUCGCGAAACGAAUAUGCUGUUUCACACGCCUAUGUAAUCCGAUUGAUUGUUGACCUGAUGGCGGUGAUGAGGAUGCACCCCCCUCCCGGACUACGUGUGUUUUUUGGUUGCGUUCGCGGACUGGCGUGCGGGUUGGUUGUGCCCUGACGCACCUGUCAGAAGCGCAGAUCGAGUGUGAAUGUUUGUACAUGCUGAUUUUUUUGGAUGGAGGACCGUGCGCCGGCGCGUCUACUUAGUCUGGUGAAUGAUAUUCCUACAGCGGCACCCCUACAAGCAUUGUUGCGCGACCGGCAUGGAUAUAUGGGGCCCCGGCGUUUCGGGGGGGGGGGGGGUACUCAUAGUCGUGCAUGCCGUAGUCGGUAGACCGUUGACCUCGCAUCCAUACAAAGCCGGGACGGAGCACGCCAGGUUCUCACCGGACCAGGCUCUCACAUCACCAAGCGCGAAGCGCCGUGAGAUAUUCGGCGAGUCGCAUGAAGGGUGCGCUGCAUCCUGCUAAGGGUGUUCGGCAUCUUGUGCUUACUUCCUUGCGUACGGAUGACAGCUGCGUAUGAAUUAAUUUAUUUUCUGGUGCUUUCACUUCCAGAGACAGUUGUAAGCACUGUGUAACUGCCUCGAGGGUGCUUGACCAUUUUAACACAACGUGGUGCGAUCAUCCCCCUUGCGCGGAGUGAGGGUUCACCCCGCACAACAUGAUCUACUCAACCAUCAUUAUGGUUACUGCCCAAAAAAAAUAAACGGAGGAAAAAAAAAAAAACGGUAACCUGGUUGCCGAGUUCACGAAGUGAAUUGGCUUGUUUUACAACGUCGUUGCCAAGCGACGAAAACCCAAUCCCGAUAGGCAAACACCGGAGGGGGGGGGGUGUACUCAUAGUCGUGCAUGCCGUAGUCGGUAGACCGUUGACCUCGCAUCCAUACAAAGCCGGGACGGAGCACGCCAGGUUCUCACCGGACCAGGCUCUCACAUCACCAAGCGCGAAGCGCCGUGAGAUAUUCGGCGAGUCGCAUGAAGGGUGCGCUGCAUCCUGCUAAGGGUGUUCGGCAUCUUGUGCUUACCUCCUUGCGUACGGAUGACAGCUGCGUAUGACUUAACUCAUUUUCUGGUGCUUUCACUUCCUGAGACAGUUGUAAGCACUGUGUAACUGCCUCGAGGGUGCUUGUGGGGGGGGGUUGUAAUGUUGAAUGUCUUCGAUUGUAUGUAGCCCGUGCGUUGGGACAGAAAGCGCGUCAGAGGAAGGGAGGAGGGUCAGAGAGCACGGCUACGAACGAACGAGGUGUUUCGAAGGCUGCGGCAGAGGCGUUUUCGAAGGCAACGGGAGUAGGAACCCCUGGCGAACAGGCCUUGAGAUCCUCGAGAGGUCCUCGAGGUCCUGUUGCGGAGCAGACCUACACCGUCAUCAUCGUGUUUUCGAGAUAAGCGCACUUUAAAUGCCGGUUUUAAUGGUGUCAGAGCCAAGUGCCAGUUAUUUUUUGCUUUUGUUUGGCCCUUUUGUCCAACCUGGGCUACCCCCGUAGUAGCGUAGGGGUCGACUGGUACAAAACGAUGGCCCAUUGUGGGUAGAGAUGGGACGGCCAGGGGGAGGUCCCUCGCAUCGCGACUAAUAAUGAACGUUUGGGAGUGUACUUACGUUGAUCAUGAGUGCCGCCAACAGAAUAGAGCAGACGAACGUGCACCGUGGUUUGUUUGGUUCCUCUAUUUUCGGGAGCCUUUUCUCGCCCCGUAUACUCCCGGGAGGGGAUAGGGGACAAGACUGAAUGGCGUCCCUCUUUGAAAAGGCGGGGAGUGAGUCCGAGCUAUGACGUGUCGUUUGUGCAAAAUUUUUUUUUUGUUCUGGGAAAAGACGGGGGGGCAGGUGUAUGUGUGAAUGCAUCCUCAUUGCAGUGUUCUGAUUGGUCAACAACAAUAUGUGAUCCAGUUCAUUCAUAGCCUUUUAAUUCCGUAGGAAACCGCUCUUUGCGAGAUGCUAUUCGUAGGUAAUGGUACUGUAGAAGUUGGGGUGUGCGGCAGGUCACUUGUUGAGGUUGCCGCUGAGAUCAUUCGAUCGAAACGAUCACUAUCUAUCAUGGAAAACGUUGGGUGUGUGAGUGUAUGUCGGUAUGCGCCUUGCACAGUGCGUACUUUGUUCUGACGGGCGAGUUGCCGGUCCCCUGUGUGGGUCAUGUUGUUGCGGGUCAAACCGCAUUUUGGCCUAUAAUGAGGUACAUGUGAACUACUAUGUAGGUAACGACGUCGCAGGAAACAGGUUUCGAAGUACUUAAUGUAGGAGUUUAAUUCCCUUGCGUUCGAUCUUGAGAGAGGCAAGCACAUGUUGCUGUGCGUCUGUGUCCGCCGGCAUUUCGACGU
This is a messenger RNA of Ectocarpus sp. CCAP 1310/34, 5815 nucleotides long. Lineage: Eukaryota; Phaeophyceae; Ectocarpales; Ectocarpaceae. The record is from the annotation of a GenBank genome assembly.